Messenger RNA from Humulus lupulus (European hop), 1199 nucleotides. RefSeq names its product protein XRI1-like. Lineage: Eukaryota; Viridiplantae; Streptophyta; Magnoliopsida; Rosales; Cannabaceae. Bases 486 to 1199 code for a protein of 237 amino acids. The record is from RefSeq and is a predicted model, not a curated record. Gene Ontology annotation, biological process: female meiotic nuclear division; male meiotic nuclear division. The transcript has 8 exons.
AUGGUGGGGGAUUAAAAACACACGGAAUGUAUUAUUUUGGCGCCAUAUGAAUAAACCUCAGGCGCCAAAUGAAAUUUUUUUUUUGAGUCUCAUCUGCCAAAUUUUAAUCCCUAAAUCUAAGUUACCCGAAAAAUUUCUCUCAGCCUCCAUCUCUCACUCUCGUCUCGUCUCUCCGCCUCACGAAGUCUCCAUCUCUCACUCUCAUCUUUGAGCUUCAUCUUUGAGCUUCCAACCCAUUCCCCUUCAUCACCGUUCAUCACUGCCUCACUCUCCAUCUCAUGUCUGAGCUUGAAUCCAAACACCUUCAUCACCGUUCACGAACCCAAACACCUCAUACCCAGAAUACCCAGAUGGCUUCUCCUUCUCCGUAACAGCUACUUUUUUCUUCUCAUACGGUCAGAGCAGGAGGAGACCUCAAGAUUGACCUGACUCUCACUGGUUUUGUGGUGAAGAAGGACUUGUUCAUCGCUUUGUUGCUUCAGCGAAUGGACUGCGAUAACGACAAAAGUGCACAAUGGGGUUGGCAAAAGGAUAGUUAUUUCCAAAAGGAUCCAAAUUACGUCAUGUCUGAAGGUCUUUGGAAUGGAGUGGCUCAGAAUGAAGAAGAUAUUUCUUAUAUGUUUGAUGAGGAAACAACCCCAGUUAAGGCCUGCAUGGAUUUGGAAUACCAUGUUGACCAUAAAGAUACUAUGAACAAGGAAGUUGAAGAAUGUAGGGAGUCCUUUUCACAAAUGAAGAGGCGCCGGAUGCUACAGUUUACCAAUGAUGACUUUGAUAACUCCCUUCUCUAUGAUGAGAUUUCUUCCGUCUUCCUUAAAUCAAAUGAGGUUGAUUCACUUGAGGAGGCUUUACCUUCUGCAUCUGAUUGGAUCUCUAGAUUUACAGAAGAUACAUCUGCGUCUGCCUCUGGAUAUGAGACCCUGGAUCAUUCAGAUGAAUGGAUUACUGAUUGCCUUAAUGAUAAUGAGAUGCAUUUCAGCUCUGAUACUAUGUACACGAAACUUUGUCUUCUCUUGCAACGUGUACCUUUUUUCUUUUACUAUUGUUUUCUGGUCUACAUUUAUCUCCUCGAUCGCUCUCAUCUCAUGUAUACUUUGUUUGGUGGUGUAGAGUUUUGUGAGAUUGCACCCGAGUAUGAAAAUAAUUUGCCACAACAACGUGUUUCUACUCCACAGAAGAUAGUUUUCAAAGGUAGGUAG